This is a messenger RNA of Cuculus canorus (common cuckoo), 5598 nucleotides long. It is a transcript of the gene HDAC10, whose product is annotated as histone deacetylase 10. Lineage: Eukaryota; Metazoa; Chordata; Aves; Cuculiformes; Cuculidae. The transcript is spliced from 20 exons. Gene Ontology annotation, cellular component: histone deacetylase complex. Gene Ontology annotation, molecular function: histone deacetylase activity. Bases 18 to 2183 code for a protein of 721 amino acids. Gene Ontology annotation, biological process: chromatin organization. The record is from RefSeq and is a predicted model, not a curated record.
CUGCAGCCGGGGCGGGGAUGGGGCGGCUGGGAUCGGGGCCGGGAGGUGUGGCUGGAGCCGGGGCGCCUGAAACCCGGGUGGUGCGGCCAGGGUUGGGCCGUGCGACUGCAGCCGAGGCGCUCCCGGCGGCAAUGGCUUCAGCAACAGCACUGAUUUAUGAUGAGGAGAUGACCACUCAUAAACUUCUUUGGAAUGAUCCUGUUUGUGAUAUUGAAGUGCCAGAAAGACUGUCAUCCUCCUAUGAGCAGCUUAAGCAUUACCAUCUUGUGGAGAGAUGUGUCCGUGUCCCUGCCAGGGAAGGAAGCGAGGAGGAGAUCCUGUUGGUUCACAGUUUGGAACACUUGGAAGUGGCAAAAAGCACCCAGACAAUGAAUGAAGAGGAACUGAAAAGAGUCUCUGGAAAUUAUGAUGCUUUUUUUUUUCAUCCGAACACUUAUCGCUGUGCCAGACUAGCAGUAGGAGCAACUUUGCAGCUAGUGGACGCUGUGAUGUCGGGAAAAGUGUGCAAUGGAAUGGCAUUAGUGAGACCUCCAGGUCACCACAGCCAGAAAAAUGCAGCUAAUGGGUUCUGUUUGUUCAACAAUGUUGCUAUUGCAGCAGAAUAUGCAAAACUGAAAUAUGGUCUGCAAAGAAUCCUAAUUGUUGAUUGGGAUGUGCACCACGGGCAAGGAACUCAAUAUAUAUUUGAAGAGGAUCCAAGUGUUUUGUAUUUUUCCUGGCAUCGCUAUGAACAUCAGGAAUUCUGGCCAUCUCUCAAAGAAUCUGAUUAUAAUGCUGUGGGUCUGGGAAAAGGAAAAGGGUUUAACAUAAACUUGCCUUGGAAUAAGGUUGGGAUGGGAAAUUCAGAUUAUCUUGCUGCAUUUUUCCAUGUGCUGCUUCCAAUGGCUUUUGAGUUUGAUCCUGAACUGGUUCUUGUCUCCUCUGGGUAUGAUUCUGGAAUUGGAGACCCUGAAGGUCAGAUGAAUGCCACUCCUGAGGUUUUUGCCCACCUUACCCAUUUCCUGAUGCAGCUGGCUAAUGGAAAGCUGUGUGUCAUCCUAGAGGGUGGAUACCACUUAAAGUCGUUGUCUGAAUCGGUCUGCAUGACUGUAAAAAGUUUGCUUGGAGAUCCUGUACCUCAGAUAACUGGAGAAAUGGCACCUUGCCUAAGUGCAAUUGAAUCUAUCCAAAACGUGAGAGCAGCACAUAAACCCUACUGGAAAUGUUUGAUGUAUGAAGACACAUCAUUUUUACAAAAUUUGAGCACCAAAUUGCACUUAAUGAAGAAGGAUAAUCCAAAUCCCUCCUCUGAACAUGAAUCUAAGAUAACGAACAAUGAUGAAACCAUCGAAGUAGAAAAGUUUCUGGAACUGCACAUGAAAAAUAUUCUAUUUCCAGUGCCUCCCAUCAGAACAGCAAUGUCUACUGACUCUGAAGGUUCAGCACAUUUACUCCCUGUACCCGUUCAUUUAGUGAAGGAGAUGGACAAAACUGAACUAAAAACUCUUGUCAGUGGCUUUUAUGCAGACCUUGUGAAAGACAGCAAAACUUUGCUCUCUCUUGGCGGUAUGUUGGCUGUCCUAGAUAAAACACUUAAGAAGGAGGUAUGCAAUGGAAUUGCAGCAUCACCCACAUCUUCUGUUGCUGUUGCACUAAGACAUUCUGUUCGUUUUGGAUUUCAAAGAGUGCUUUGUGUAUUUGUGGGAGACAUGCAAAUCAUACCGAACACAGAAGAUGGAAGAGUACUCACAAUACAAAUUUGUGAGAAAGAACAGUCUGGAAAGAGCAGCUCCAAACACUAUAUUACUUUAAACUGGAAAGAGGAUGCUGAAGGAAAUGACUUCUUUUCUGCUGUACUUGGAUUCAUUCUUCCUGUAGCAUACAGUUAUCAACCUGACUUGACAGUAGUAGCUGUCGGACCAAACAGGAGCCUUGGGAUAAGUGGGAUUUCUCUGCUUUUUGCAUUAUUACAAGCAUUAGCUGAAUCUCGAAUUUUUGCAGUGAUUGAGGACACAGAUACAAAUUUAAUGCAAAGUGUAGCCAAAGCAUUAGCAGGUGCUUCUACACCUCACUUUGGAGUUUAUGUACCUCCUACCCAAGAAAAAGUAAAUAAAAUAAAAAUAUUAAGAGAACAGUUUCAGCAGGAAUGGAAAAUGCUUCAGUGUGGAGGUAAGUUGCUUGUUUUUAUCUUUAGUUCUUAUUAAAAUAUGCAAGAUUCUCAAAAGAUGAUGAAAUCCAUCUGGAUCCUCUAAGUCAGUGAGAUAUUAAAGUCAUUGGGAACAUACUGAUCUAAUGUGAAAGAGAUGAAACUGAACACAUUUAAUUCUGCCAUUUGAGCCACAAAGCACCAAACUUCAUAGCAUAACAACUGUGCCCUUGGGAACUUUGAGUACUGUUACUCCACAAUUUUGAAAUGAGACUACCAAAACAUUAAGCAUUUGAAGAAUGGUUAAUAAGAUCUGCACUGAUGUCCUGGGUUUGGCAGAGGGGGGAGUUCAUUUUUGCAGGAAGCAGGGAGUGGACACAGCUGGGGCAGGUCUCCUAAGCUGGCCAAAGGGAUAUUCCAUACCUUAUGACAUCAUGCUCAGUAUAUAAGAAGGCGUCGUUGGCGGGGUUGGUGACAGCAACCAGUUUGAGGCUUGGAAGCAUGUCAGGCACUGCCUUCCAGGCAGUGAACAAUAUGCAUUGUGUAUCAUCUGUUUUGUAUAUUCCUUCACUGUUAGUAACGUUGUAUUCUCUCUCCCUUUGCUGCCCUGUUAAACUGGUAUUAUCCCAAACCGUGAGUUUUACCAUCUCUGUUUCCGGUUCUUCUCCCUAUCUCACUGGGGAGAGGAGUGAAUGAACAGCCACGCAGUUCUUUGCUGUUGGCUGAGGCAAAGCUACAGCAACUGGCCCUGACUGCUAACCUGUUUUCUGAAUGUAGUGCAGAGUCAGGUUGUUUUUGUUGAUAUUUAACUUGUCCACAAAUCGCUUAACUCCAUAGUGGUUAGACAUGCUUAAAGUACGUCAGUAAAGUAAAGAGGAUCAGUUGCUGCAUUUGUGUAGGAAUCAGGUUAGGCAGGUGUGUAUGUUUUCAAGCAUAUUUGUCGAGAAACAUUUCUCUGCUGAAUAACUUGGGUUUCAACAAAAAAAGCAAUGAUAGAGGUGGGCAUCUCUCUCUGGAAGAAAAUGCCCCUCUUGCUCUCAGAAGAAAUGGCCAAGAGCAGUGGUCUGGUUCCAAUAAAAGUGUUCUUAUGGGGCUGGAAAUUGUGGUGUGAGCCUGAUGAGGAACUGUAUUUCUUAUUGCUGUUCUUUUCAGUGAAGGACGGGAUUCCAACAAAUUGACUUUGCUUCAGAAUUAUUUUACACAGCAGAAGAAAAAAAAAAACCAACGUGGUGCUAUUCACAUUGCCUUUUAAAUCAUCAGGAAAAGACACGCUUAAAAUCCAUAUUUUCAGCUGGAGAAUUGUGCUUGCGAAUUCUAUAUUAGCACUAAUUAUUCAAGAGUGACACUUGAAAACUCCCGUACUUCAUUACUGCAAAAUGAGGUCUGUGUCAUUUGUGACACCGUAAAGUCAGGCUUGCGUAUGCAGUAGCUUGACUGCAUUAAUGUUGAGUCCAGAAGACAGGAAUCUGAAAUGAGCAAUCAUAUUAGCCGAAAUAUUUUAAUAGUAGUCACCACAAUACCAGAGUGCUUGCACUGCUGCCACCACCACCAUUUCCUUUGGAGAUUAAACUUAACAGGUCACAAAAUCAUACAAUCAUUAAGGGUUGGAAAAGACCUCUACAAUCAAGUCCAAGUGUCAGCCCAACACCACCUUGCCCACUAAUGAACACCAGAUCUCUUGCCACUCCUCAUAAGACUUGUGCUCCAGCCCCUUCACCAGCUUUGUUGCCCUCCUCUGGACAUGCUCCACUACCUCAAGGUCUUUCCAGAGUGAGGGGCGCAAAACUGAACACAGCAUUUGAGAUGUGGCUUUAUCAAUGCCAAGUACAGUCCUGCUGGCUACACUGUUUCUGGUGCAAGCUAGGAUGCUGUUGGCUGCCUUCGCCACCUGGGCAUGCUGCUGACUCAAUUGGCCAUUGACCUACACCCCUGGGUCCUCCUCUGCCAAGCAGCUUUCCAGCCACUAUUCCCCAAGCCUGUAGCGCUGCACAAGGUUAUGGCCCAAGUGCAGGAUGUGGCACUUUGCCAUGUUGAACUGCUGUCGAGAUCAGCGGGAGAAAAGCAGCAAUCGAUACGAUUGAUCAGCAAGUCUCAAAGUUUAUUCGCCUCAGGCUUCAUAUUUAUCACAUGGUUAAUAAGGCUCAUACAUAUUGCAAAAAAGCAAGCUCAUUAUUGGCUACAUCGUUAAAGGUCAGCUCCUCCUAAGAUGCAUUUUUGUGGUUUCUUGUACUUCUUUAUCUACAUCCCGUUGUUCUAUAACAGCUGUGCUUAAGGGCACUAUGGCCUUGCUUUAUAUGAAUUCUACAAAGAAACUAGUGAGAAACUAGCAGUUGUCUACGUGUCCUGUUUUAUUCCUGCUCUAUCAGCUGUAUCAUGUCUACAUGACCCUUUUGUCUAAGCUACCCUUCCACAAACUGCAUCUCGUUCGCCUCAACCCAUUGGUCCAGCCUGUCUGGGUCCCUCUGCAGAGCCUUCCUGCCUUCAAGCGUAUGACCUUCCUGCCCAAUUUGGCGUCGUCUGCAAACUUGCUGAGGGAGCACUCAUGUGAGGGUGCUUUCAGAUUAAUGAAAUUUCAUUUCAUAACCUGAUCUAAAUACUUUAAGUUUAGCCAUUUCUCAGUUUCCAAUUUAAGCUUCAGCACUUUUCAGAAUAUUUUUGUUUAUUCUGCUCUCUCCUACUCAUUCCCUUGAAAAAGAAAAUACGGAAUUCCUGCACCUGGGUGGGGCAAUCCUCUGUUUCAAUACAGGAUUGAGGAUGAUGUGAUGGAGAGCUGCCCUGCAGAGGAGGAGUUUGGGGGUGAUGAUUGAUGAGAAGCUCAAUGUGAGCUGGCAAUGUGCGUUUGCAGUCCAGAAGGCGAACCAUAUUCUGGGUGGCAUCAAAAGAAGCGUGGCUAGCAGGUCCAGGGAAGUGUUUCUGACCCUCUGUUCCUCUCUUGUGAGGCACGGCCUGUAGUAUUGUGUCUGGUUAUGGAAUCCUCAACAUAAGAAGGAUAUGGAGCUGUUGGAACAGGUCCAGAGGAGGGCUACAAAGAUGAUCAGAGGGCUGGAGCACCUCCCAUACCAGGACAGACUCAGAGAGUUGGCGUUAUUCAGCCUGGAGAAAAGAAGGCUUGGAAGAAACAUUAUGUUGACCUUCCAGUACCUGGAAGGGGCUACAAGAAAGCUGGGACUUCUAAAAAAGCUUGUAGUGAUAGGACAUGGGGCAAUGGGUAUAAACUGGAGAGGGGCAGAUUUAGACCAGACAUAAGGAAGAAUUUCUUCACAAGGUGGUGAGGCACUGACACAGGUUGCCCACGGAAGUUGCAGAUGCCCCAUCCCUGGAAGUGUUCAAGGCCAGGUUGGAUGGGGCCUUGGGCAGCCUGAUCUAGCGGGAGGUGCCCCUGCCCAUGGCGGGGGGGUGGGGGUGGAACUAAUGAUCUAUAAAGGUAUAUAAUUUUUUUUGACAAUUCAGCAUUUUCAAUGGAAAAAACAUUU